AUGGCGGACACGGAGAUCCCCGUCAUCUCGCUGGACGACCCGAGCCAGGGCCAGAAGCUGGCUGACGCCUUCGCCCGCUUCGGGUGCUGCUACCUCACGGGCCACGGCAUCUCGGACGCGCUCUCGAAGCGCAUGAUGCAGAGCGCCGAGUCGUUCUGCGCGCUGCCCGACGAGACCAAGGCUGCGAUCCCAGUGGUGCAGGACAAGGGCUUCACGCGCGGGUACAUUGGCGUGGGCAAGGAGAGCGGCAGCGCCGAGCGCGUGGAGGUCAAGGAGGCCUUUUCCUACGGCUACGAGUGGCCCGAGGGCAAGACGGAGCCCUUCGCGAAUGGCCUGCAGGGCCCCAACGUCUGGCCCAAGGCCGAGGACUGGCCCGUGAGUAACCGCCAGGUGCUCAACGAGUUCUUCCAGAAGAUGGCGAUGGCCUCGCGCGCGGUGGCCCGCAGUUUGUCCAAGAGUUUGUAUGGAGAUGCCAAGUUCUUCGACGACUACUGCCACGAAGGAGAGACCAUCUCGCUCAUGCGCAUGUUCCACUACUUCCCGUACGAGCGGUACGCCCGCUUGACCGGCGGCCAAGGCCGUCUGCCCGACAACUUCCAGGAGUUCAUCGGCUCGAGUCCGCACACGGACUGGGGCUUCCUCACGCUCAUCAUGCAGGACCCCGUCGGAGGACUGCAGGUCUUCCACGACGACAAGUGGGUGGACGUGCCCUACGUGCCCGGCACGCUCGUAGCGAACGCCGGAGACUAUUUGUCGCUAGUCACGGCCGGUAAAUGCUUGUCCCCUGUGCACCGCGUGGUUGCGGACAAGCGUGAACGCUACUCGCUUGUCUUCUUCUACUACCCGGACUUUGACGCUGUGAUCCCGUCAGUGAGCGACGUCAAGGAUCUUCGCAUCGGUGGUGACGCCCGUAGUGCGAGCUACAGCAAACCCUUCAACAACCUGCUCGAUGGAACUGUGCGCAAAAUCGACGGCUGCUUUGGCGAGUACAUCAUGGACAAGUGGGCGGGCGUGCAGCGCUAA
This is a messenger RNA of Phytophthora sojae, 1023 nucleotides long. RefSeq lists its product as hypothetical. NCBI's taxonomy places the organism in Eukaryota, Oomycota, Peronosporomycetes, Peronosporales, Peronosporaceae. Bases 1 to 1023 code for a protein of 340 amino acids. The record is from RefSeq and is a predicted model, not a curated record. Gene Ontology annotation, molecular function: dioxygenase activity. The transcript has a single exon.